CGCCCAUCGAGCCACCACAAGGAGGGGGCGCUGUCCCCGUUGGACCCCCAGCACCCCGGACUGGACUCGCACUGCUCUGCACUUCUCCCCCGUGAGGCCGUGCUCAGACUCAGCCCUGCCCCGAGGAGGCCGCCAGAAUGACCAAACUCAAGGAGGCGGUGACCUUCCAGGACGUGGCCGUGGUCUUCACCAAGGAGGAGCUGCGGCUGCUGGACGCGGCGCAGAGGGCGCUGUACCGGGCUGUGAUGCUGGAGAACUUCCGGAACCUGCUGUCCGUGGGAGGCAAGAACCUAAAUGAGAUGGAAGUAGGAUUAAGGCAUCUACCACGCGAAGAGGUUUUCCGUUCACAAACUUGGCAGCAGUUCACUGUGGAGUUGGCCGGGCGUCAAGACUCCCUGGCGGGCAUUCAGAGAACUGGCACUGAGUUGAAGAACCAGCGUGACACACUCGAUAAAGACGGGGAGUUCAGCGAAGGCUGGAACCAGAGCUCACAGCUUCACGCUCAGUACAGAGUCCACGCUGGUGAGAAACCUCCCGGCGGGGAGGACCGUGCGGAAGGACUCAGCUGGCACUGUCGUCUUCCAAUUAGGCAGAGGGCCCACGCCGGAGAGAAGCCCUAUCCGUGUGAGAAGUGUGGUGACGCCUUCCGGCGGCACUCAAGUCUUCAGGCCCAUCAGAGAGCCCACAGCAGAGAGCGGGCGAGCCAGAGGUCGCAAAGUCGCCGUCAGCAGCGAGUCCCCACCGGAGAGAAGCCAGCCACAUGUGGGGAAUGUGGGAGGAAUCCUGGGAAACUGUCCUCUUGUCAGGUUCCGCUGACCGUCCACACAGGGGAGAAACUCCACACGUGCGAGGCGUGCGGGGUGGGCCGCAGCCAGCACUCGUGUCUUCAGGGCCGCCGGAGGGGCCACGCUGGAACUAAACCUUACAGCUGUGAGGAGUGUGGCAAGGGCUUCAGCUGGCGAUCCCGGCUGCAGGCCCAUCAGCGCAUCCACACCGGAGAGAAGCCGUACAGGUGCGACGCGUGCGGCAAGGGCUUCAGUUACAGCUCACACCUGCACAUCCACUGCAGGACCCACACUGGCGAGAGGCCCUACCAGUGCGCCGAGUGCGGGAAGGCCUUCAGCGUGGGCUCCCACCUCCAGGCCCACCAGGUCAGCCACACCGGGGAGAAGCCCUACAGAUGCGAGGAGUGCGGCAAGGGCUUCUGUCGGGCCUCGAACCUGCUGGACCAUCAGCGAGGCCACACCGGGGAGAAGCCGUACCAGUGUGACGUGUGUGGGAAGGGCUUCAGCCGGAGCUCCGACUUCAACAUUCAUUUUAGAGUCCACACGGGAGAGAAACCCUACAGAUGCGAGGAGUGUGGGAAGGGCUUCAGUCAGGCCUCCAAUCUGCUGGCCCAUCAGCGAGGCCACACCGGGGAGAAGCCGUACAAGUGCGCCACCUGUGGGAAGGGCUUCAGCCGGAGCUCAGAUCUGAACGUGCACUGUCGCAUCCACACGGGGGAGAAGCCUUACAAAUGCGAGAAGUGUGGGAAGGCCUUCAGCCAGUUCUCCAGCCUCCAGGUGCACCAGAGGGUCCACACUGGCGAGAAGCCCUACCAGUGCGCGGAGUGUGGGAAGGGCUUCAGCGUGGGCUCCCAGCUGCAGGCCCAUCAGAGGUGCCACACGGGGGAGAAGCCGUACCAGUGUGAGGAGUGUGGCAAGGGCUUCUGUCGGGCCUCCAACUUUCUGGCUCACUGUGGAGUCCACACGGGUGAGAAACCGUACCGGUGUGAUGUGUGCGGGAAGCGCUUCAGACAGAGGUCUUACCUUCAAGCCCACCAGAGGGUCCACACUGGCGAGAAACCCUACAAGUGCGAGGAGUGUGGGAAGGUGUUCAGCUGGAGCUCCUACCUCCAAGCCCAUCAGAGAGUGCACACCGGAGAGAAGCCGUACCGAUGCGAGGCGUGUGGGAGGGGCUUCAGCUGGAGCUCCAGUCUCGUCAUUCAUCAGCGAGUGCACGCUGAUGGCGAGGGGGACAAGGACUUCCCUUCAGAGGGGGCACCCAGGAAGUAAGCUCCACAAAGUGUCUCACCCGGGUGCUGAGACCCUCCAAGUGUCAGCGCUCUCAUAGGGGAUAGAACAUUGAUCCAUAAAGGGGUCAGAGGUGAGCCAGAGCUGGGCACAUCACGGUGGUCGGGAGAUGCCACAGCAGAGAAGCCUUGGGAGGGUGGAGCCGGAUGAAUCAUUCAGAUUCUUGACCUUAAUGGGUAAGCCAGGGGAGGCUCAGGAGAGACGGGUCUGACCUGGAGUGAAGCAGAAGUACUGACGGGAAGGCCGGCACCUGCUCCCUAGCAGAGGGGCUCCGAGAGGGUGGGGACUUGGUCGGUGCCAGAUCUGCUCUGCCUUUGCAGUGCCUAAUACAUUGUAUGCGUUUAAAUGAGCAGAAAGAACACUUAUUUUUUGGUUCAGUUUAUCCCUAAAGGUUUCUGUAAGAUUGUCCUGAGAACAGUCCUGCGAGGCUGAGAGGAAGGACACCCGGGUUUGACAUAACAGGCUCGUGUCCCCAGCCCUGUGGGUCCUGUGAACUGACAGUUGUCAGACAGAUGGUUGCAGUCCAUCGGGUCCAAAAGCCAGUUCAGUGGGUUGUGAUCAGCACUUUUGUACACAGACGGUACUUAAUUGAAGUAUAAUUUGCAUGCAGUAGUGUAAUGCCCUGGAUAAAUCUCAUUAAUGCCUUCCUAAAUUUUGACAAAUAUAUGCACUUACAUCAUCGUAAUCAAGAUCAAUGUCCACAAAAUUUCUAUUAAAAUUUCCUCAUAUCAGUGCCAACAAUUGUGA
This is a messenger RNA of Oryctolagus cuniculus (rabbit), 2819 nucleotides long. It is a transcript of the gene ZNF45, whose product is annotated as zinc finger protein 45. The record is from RefSeq and is a predicted model, not a curated record. Gene Ontology annotation, molecular function: RNA polymerase II cis-regulatory region sequence-specific DNA binding; DNA-binding transcription repressor activity, RNA polymerase II-specific. NCBI's taxonomy places the organism in Eukaryota, Metazoa, Chordata, Mammalia, Lagomorpha, Leporidae. Gene Ontology annotation, biological process: regulation of cytokine production; regulation of immune system process; negative regulation of transcription by RNA polymerase II. Gene Ontology annotation, cellular component: nucleoplasm; nucleus.